AUAGCAUGUGAAGGGAAAAGGGGAGAGAAAUGAAAGGAUGCGGUCCCUCACCUGCUAGUGAUGUGGUCCCACGUAAAUACGCGGUUUAAUGGGAAAUAGUGCCAAGUAGAGAGGACCACAAAAGCUCUUCUUCUCAUGAGAAGCAGCCAGCCCCCAUUUGUGGAAUAUUUUCCAGUUGCAAUUAUUCCACUGUUGCCCCUCCAAUACGCCCUCUCUCUCUCUCUCUACACCUUCUUCAGUCUCUCAUGCACUUCCCAAACCUUUAUUCUCUCUCAUCUCCCUCACCAUCUCGUGCUCUGCUCCAUGGGAGAGUUGCCAAGACACAAAUCCCAUAGAAACCAGUCGGCAUCUGUCUUCAUGUGAGCAGCUGCAACAGAGGAAGCAGAAGCAAAUCUGAAAAAGCUUUGCAGAGACUAAGAAGCCCCCACACUGCAUGACAGAAGGGAGGGAGGGGAAGAGAAUCGUAGGAUGAGGAUUCGUGCCAAUCUCAGUCUACCAGAUGAGAGCCACUCGAUGGAUUUAUUCAUGACAACAAAAGUAUUCAGUACAAUUAUUAAAAGCACUGCCCCCUUUCAUGCCAAGGCAGGAAGUCGUCUCUUUGAGUGAAAGGCUGCGUGCUUUUUUUCCCUCCUCUACUUUCUUCCUCUUUAAAAUCAUCGGAUAAACCGGAAACAGGGUUCAUAACCUCUGGUGCGGAGAACAUGGCUGGAGAGGCGCAUCAGCAUCAGGCAGCCAUGGGUUACGGCGAGUUCUCGAUGCAGGGAUACGAGGCUUCAGGUAGUCAGGAGCUGUACAACUUGCAGACGAGGAUGGAGAUGCUUGAGUUCCCUUCCAAGCACCAUCAUCAUCAACAUCAACAUCAUCAGAAUCACCAUAACCCUGAAGCGUCAUGGAGAUCAGCCACACUUUUUGCUCGGCAUGGAAGCGACGACUCCCCUGCCAGCGAAAGCCUGAUGGUCUCCUCUGACGCCGUGGCAUGGGAUCAACCAAGACAGCUCGUGGUCGACGAUUCCUUGAGAUGCUUAUUUCCCGUUCACGAUGAAGAACAACCAAACCAGGGGCUUUCUCUGUCCCUUUACAACCCGGAGCCCUCCAUCGUCGUCGAAGCGGCGGCCGAUUAUCACCGAUCCUUAAUGUUCUCAAGGGCGGCGAACAGUAACAGCACCGUUUCUCAUCAGCAAGGUUUCGCCUUUCACGGUGCCCAAACAUCUGGGAGUGUAAGCAGCCACAAGCUAAGGCUUUCGAAGUACUUGAUUCCAACACAGGAAUUACUUAGUGAGUUCUGCGAUCUUGGAGGGGUGAAAGCCACGAAGCAGAAACAGCAUAACACAAGGUUUGAAGAAGGCGGACCUUCGUCCGACUCUCCAGUUAUGCACUCGCUGCAAAAUCUCGACAUACUUGAGCUUCAAAAACGAAAGGCAAAGCUGCUGACACUGCUGGAAGAGGUAGACCGCAGAUACAAGCGAUACUGUGAACAAAUGAGAGCGGUGGUAUCAUCCUUCGAGGCCGUCGCCGGCGAAGGCUCGGCCACGACAUACCUCGCAUUGGCUUCCAAAGCCAUGUCGAGGCAUUUCAGAAGCUUAAGAGAUGGCAUCGUAAACCAAAUACAGGCGGCGAAGAAAACCAUGGGAGAGAAGGACCCCAUUGCUGCAGGAAUAAGCAGAGGUGAUACCCCAAGGCUAAAGGUUCUCGACCAGUGUUUCAGACAGCAGAAGGCCUUUCAGCAAGGAGGAACUUUGAUGGAGCAACAUCCAUGGCGGCCACAGCGUGGCCUUCCCGAGCGCUCGGUGUCCAUACUUCGGGCUUGGCUUUUCGAGCACUUUCUUCACCCGUACCCUAGCGAUGUUGAUAAGCAUAUAUUAGCCAGGCAAACCGGCCUCUCAAGGAGCCAGGUCUCCAACUGGUUCAUCAACGCAAGAGUGAGACUCUGGAAACCAAUGAUAGAAGAAAUGUACACGGAAGAAAUAAAAGAACACGAAAUGCAGUCCAACGGACCACCACAAGAAGACGACCGGAAACCUAAACCCAGCAACUCCCAUGGCAUAGCCAUCUCCACCGAACAGAAACCUCUCGCCGCCGAACUGCUCGCAGAGCCGGACUCACUCUCCUCUAUCAUCAACCACCACUCCGAAUCCAGAAGCCGUCAUCCCAAUCCCAGAAAUCAAAUCACUUUACAAAGAACAGAGAAUUUCGGCAUUGCCGACCUUGACUUCUCUUCCUACAACGGAUGCAGUACACAAAGCUAUAGCAGCAACGGCGUGUCGCUCACGCUGGGGCUGCAGCAUCAUGAGAUAUCUCCGGUGAAUCCACAGCCUUUGUUUUAUUCUAGAGGGCAGAUGGAGGAGUGUCAGCCAGUUCAGUUUUCCAUUCUUGAUGGGGAUGCGCAGAAUCUUCCUUACAGGAACUUGAUGGGUGCUCAGUUGCUGCAUGAUUUGGCUGGAUGAAGAAACAUGACGGCGGUGGAGAAUUCAGAAUUUAAAAAUGAGAUUGUGGGAGGAAACUUUAAUAUUAUAUGAGAUAUAUGAAAUUUUAAAUUGUAAGCUUGA
Messenger RNA from Phalaenopsis equestris, 2546 nucleotides. RefSeq names its product homeobox protein BEL1 homolog. Gene Ontology annotation, molecular function: RNA polymerase II cis-regulatory region sequence-specific DNA binding; DNA-binding transcription factor activity, RNA polymerase II-specific. NCBI's taxonomy places the organism in Eukaryota, Viridiplantae, Streptophyta, Magnoliopsida, Asparagales, Orchidaceae. Gene Ontology annotation, biological process: regulation of transcription by RNA polymerase II. The record is from RefSeq and is a predicted model, not a curated record. The transcript is spliced from 4 exons. The coding region runs from base 702 to 2444 and encodes 580 amino acids.